AUGUCCGUUGUCGUAAAAUCGGCAUACGAUGUCUUCGAUAUCAAGUUUGCUGAGUCCAGCGUUAAAUAUGAUCUGCACGCGACACUCUUUCCUGACGAUGGCCUCCGGAGUGGUGAACUCGUUGAAAUUAGUGGCGAUUCGAAUAGCGGCAAAUCGUUGUUACUGCUCGAGCUGAUCGCUCGCGCCAUUUUGCCGAUCAACUGUGGAGGUUUAGAACGCGGUGCAUUGUUGAUCGACUGCGAGAACAGCUUCAACCGAUCGGUGCUGCUCAACAUCAUGGAAAAGCAUAUGCUCAAUAAUGCCGAGCCGGCCCUAGUCGGUACACUGGCCGAUCUGCGACAAAAGAAAACCCUGCAACAGGAGUCCUUAACACGGUUGCAUCUUAUUACCUGUUACUCGCUGGAACAGUUUGAUUUAACUCUGCUCUCGCUGCCGCAAUUGUUCCAUAACCACAAGGAUAUCGCGUUCGUGCUGAUCGAUUCGAUCGCAACGUUCUAUUGGAACAAAUGCACGCCGACAAAACUCGUGCGGCAGGAUUCAUACCUACGAGGGCACUGCGCAACACUGAACAAGCUGGCCAAAACCUGUAAGAAAAUUUUCCUUUUCACGAAACCAGCACAUUUUCCCAGCAACAGCGGAUCUUGGCGGGAAUUUGAACUGACCGCAUCACCAUCGGGGCUUCUGGAUGGAUCGACACAGGCGUCCUUCUCAGGCAACCAAAUGUUUGGUAGCCUGUCUUCGAAAACGAGCACGGCUAGUACCGUCCCUAUUGAUCACCGAAUUGAGCUUUCUGAAAUAAACAAUCCAAGCCCUGGUGCUUCAGGACAAAGUACCGUCGACGAGCAACGGUUCCAUGCGUUCAUCACGCGGAUGGAUAAGCAACAGUAUGUACGUUUUUACCUAAUCGAUAAGUACGGGUUCAACUGGAUUGACCAGUAA
Anopheles nili is the source of this 939-nucleotide messenger RNA. RefSeq lists its product as uncharacterized. NCBI's taxonomy places the organism in Eukaryota, Metazoa, Arthropoda, Insecta, Diptera, Culicidae. Gene Ontology annotation, cellular component: centrosome; replication fork; Rad51B-Rad51C-Rad51D-XRCC2 complex. The transcript has a single exon. Bases 1 to 939 code for a protein of 312 amino acids. Gene Ontology annotation, molecular function: four-way junction DNA binding. The record is from RefSeq and is a predicted model, not a curated record. Gene Ontology annotation, biological process: DNA strand invasion; double-strand break repair via homologous recombination.